CUGUUUCAAUCACAUGUUGCGGUCUAUGUCUGCGGUAUAGUAGCCUACAUGUACCUCCACCAGUGUUGUGUUUGUACAUGUUAUUACUAGCCAGUCGGUCGGUUGGACUGUCGGAGCUGCCAAAAGACAUGACUUCACCUCAAGCAGCUAAAUACCUGACUAGCUACAAUUUCAGGUCAUUGUAUUUAAUCUACGAGAAGGACACACGUGCAGCGGUCUGAUUGAUAACGCGAGAGAAUACGAAAGAAACAGCUGAAAGAUGAAAGCCUCCAAGAGCUAACGUUGUAUUAAGGUGGUUGUUAGCUGCUACUCGGGUAACGUUACGCAUGUUAUUAUCCAGAAGCCAUAAGUACUAGCGCCUCUAUUUUCUCGCUAGCCUUGCUGUAAAACCAACGGUGAAUGUCUCAGGCAUAACGAAUUGAACACCUAAUUUCACCCGACCUUAAGCUGAAGAAAAUCAGUACGCUAACGUUAGUUAAAUCAUGUUUGUUUUGCGGUUGGGAUGGAGUCUGAACCUUGAUUGUUUGUGUAUUGAUAGCAGUCAAGCUCUCUUCGUUAACGUUAUUACCCAUUUUGCUGUGAAUAUAAUGCAUGGAUAGAAGUGACAGUUUUGCAUUCGAUGUUUUUUUCCAGUUUACUGACUGGCUAGUCUAACGUUACAGACUUUGCAAUAUUGGUUGGUCAUCUAUCAUCUUUAGUGAGCUUGAAAUCAGUCGGCUUGCUGGCUACAUGUAACUUAGCGGUAUAUGUGAGGCAAGGUUAGCCUCAACGCUGUCUAAAUGAUCCUGCAAUGUCCCCAGUUAGUUAGCAAAACAGCUAGCAGUAGAUCUAGCUAGUAGCUUUCGGCUAUAUUAGCUUGGAAAAGUAACGUUAGCUGAAGGUAUGUAAGGUUAGCAACCGGUAGUUGUAGUUCGUCAUUACGGUAUAUUUUCCCCUCUCUCAUGAUCAAGUAGGUCAAUAGCCUACAGGCUAAUUGUCGUCAAACUUAUUAGAGGGAUAUAGUUACAUUGUUUAUUUAUAUUUGAAGGAUAAUGUUAGCUAUAUAGCAUCUUGUUUGUUAACGUCAACAUAAGCUAACGGUGGCUAGUUUGGUUCAUAGCAAGUUCAUACAUGUCAGUGUACCUAUUUGCCACAUUGUGUUACUAAGAAACCAAGUCAGGCACGGAGUUGAACUUUUCUCAAACCAUGAAAAACUGUGAGUACCAACAAAUUGACCCACGAACACUGACUACACCUACGGCAACACCUACGUCAACACUACCGCUUGCUAGUAAAAAUGUCCAGCGACAGCGGAGAAGGUGGGAAGUGUUCCCCGGGAGGAAUCGCUUCUUUUGUGACGGACGGAUUAUUGUUGCCCGGCAAAAUGGUGUACUGCCAUUGACUCUUGGCCUUAUCUUCAUCACCAGUGGCCUAUUUUUUAUAUUUGACUGCCCCUUUCUGGUGGCCCACCUGACUGUAUGCAUCCCAGUAAUAGCUGGGGUGUUGUUUGUGUUCGUGGUCUUCUCUCUCUUGCACACCAGCUUUACAGACCCUGGCAUAUUGCCGAGGGCCUUGCCAGAUGAGGCUGCCGACAUUGAGAGGCAGAUAGACAACUCAGGCUCCUCCACCUACCGCCCCCCUCCCCGCACAAAGGAGAUCCUUAUCAAUGACCAGGUGGUUAAGCUUAAAUACUGCUUUACCUGCAAAAUGUUCCGGCCUCCGCGCACAUCACACUGCAGCCUGUGCGACAACUGCGUGGAGAGGUUUGACCAUCACUGCCCCUGGGUUGGGAACUGUGUGGGUAAGCGGAACUACCGCUUUUUCUACACCUUCAUAGUGUCGCUGUCUUUCCUGACCUCCUUCAUAUUUGGCUGCGUGAUCACCCAUCUCACAUUGCGAGCCCAGGGAGGCAACGGCAUCCUCAACGCAGUUCAGCAGAGUCCUGCCAGUAUUGUGGAGCUGGUGGUGUGCUUCUUCUCCAUAUGGUCUGUUUUGGGCCUGUCAGGCUUCCAUACUUACUUGGUAGCCUCAAACCUAACCACCAAUGAAGAUAUCAAAGGGUCGUGGUCGAGCAAAAGAGGUGUAGAGGACUAUAAGAACCCAUACAGUUACAACAACAUUUUCACCAACUGCUGUGUGGUGCUUUGUGGACCUAUGCCACCCAGUUUGAUAGACAGAAGAGGUUUCCUGCCUCCAGAGGACAUUCCACCCAUCAUCACCACAGAGCAGGAGCUGCCUCCCUUCCUGGCCAAGAACGACACAAACAUGUGCACGCAAGGCACCAAGGAGCUGCUCGAGAUGGUGGCUCACUCCCCCAUGUUUCAGAGCCAGUGCUCACCCGGCACACCCAAAACGGUCCCGCUGAGCCCCAGCCAGCAGGACACGCGUCCGCUCACCAUCAUCUCCAGUCCACAGGGCACCCGGGCCCCUUCGCCACCCACCACCGGCUGUUCUGGCCGCCAGGCCCCGGAGACGCACCCCUGCCCUUCCUCGCGAGGCUUCCGCCGGCCUACCCUGCGCGCCCCCAACCCUGGCUUCCUGCUGGGUAGCCCGUCGUACCUGCACCCGCACAGCGCCCUAAUCUUCAGCGACUCCCCGGAGCUUGGCUUCCUGCCUCUGCCAUAGAAUCUCCAUGCACCAGACAGACGCAUGCUGUACCCUACUAACACUGAACAUUGCGUAUGUAGGUGCAACCCUCGAUUGCUUGGUCACCAACCCUGCCUUUGGCGACUGUGGGCAUGGAAUACCUCAUGUCCAACCCUGGACACGAGGACCACAGGGGUUUUUCUUCCCCAAAGCGGCAGACUCUUAACAUGUGGGUACUACACCGAACUGAACAUUUUGUUACUCCUUUAAACCCCUGAGCUCUGAAGUAUGGUAUGUCCAAGCAUGCUGUCCGCCACAGAUAGGCGUGCUGUUCAGAAAGCCAUUGUAGAUGAACUGUUGCAUUGGCACAUUGUCCUGGAUGCCAGCUCACAGGGCAUUGACCCCAUAGGACCGCUGAUAGCAUCAAGCCAUGGUUAUCGGCAUGAUUACUGUCUUUAGUUGUUGUUGUUAUUGUUUUUUUUUAUUAUUAUUAUUAUUAUUAUUAUUAUUAUUAGUAGUAGUAGUAGUAGUAUUAUUUUAAAACUCAGGAUUCUUGUGAGACGCCAUAUAUCCUUAAUCCCCAUCCCUAGAAUUCUUAGUAAGGAAAGUGAUGGGAAGCGAGUGUGUUUCCACAAGCCUCAACUCCACACCAAACUAAAGCACAAAACCGCAAACAAAACUAAACAUGUUUCAUGCACUUUUCCCAGCCUAAUACAUCUCACCCACCGAGACCUCCUAAAGUCCCAGAGCCUCAAAGUAAGGCUGGGCUCCCUGAAGCAGCCUUUACACCAUCGCAGGUCAGCCUAUGCCUCUGCCUCAAGCAUCCCACUAAAAUGAUUUUCACUGUGGAGAGUAUACUUGAUGGGAUGGGCCUGAUGGGAUAGUGCACCAAAGGGAUGUGGGGAUCCUGUGGCAGAAAAAGAGAUAUGAAAGUCCAACGGCAGGGGAUUGACCGUUUGUGUCUCUUUUGCUGCCCUGCGGCUCUUUCUCCAUCUACCCACCCUUACUCUAUUGUUAGAUCUCUCUGUCUGAGUUGCUCCGAGUUGGUGAGGUCAGGACAGGGGCACUUGAGCAAAUCAUUUCACUCCUUGUUUGUGGACCUCUGUUCUCUGUGGGUCUAUAAAUGUCAGGUGAAAGCAUACUGACUCUUUUCCUUUCAUGUGUUGGGCUAAUAAGAAUGCUGUUGGUGUUUGUGAGUACGACAGAUUUGUACUUUUCUAGGUCAGGGAUAUACACGUAGGUUUCCUGCUGUUUCUUUUUGUCAAACAAAUAAUGCCCACCACACUGUGGACAGAUGUGUAUUUCAUUUUUAAUAUGCUUUUUCAGAAUUAUGUUACUGUCUAUGUGAGUAUUACCACAGGAAAAUAGGAUAUGUUAAGCAACGAUUGAACCUGUAUGAAAUGUAGAGUUGUUUGACAGUACAUUUGUAAUGCAGAAUUGAAACUGGAACGUUGGCCUUCUGUUAUUAUGUUAAUACUGAUGAAGAUGAUGAUUUUUGUAAUGUAUCUGAUGACCUGAUGAGUUUACUGUAACCCAGUACACAACACCACACCUCUGGCCACCACUGUCAGUUCGUUCAUCUAUUACCCUCUCUGCAAACAGAGGCCUGUGUCACCCAGUCCCCCACAGUCCGGUCCCACUCUGGGUCAAAAUUACUUUUUGGACGAGGAAGACUUGCCACUGCCAACAUGUAUUUGCUGCCUAGUUUUUAUGGGUCAGUAAAUAGAUUUAAACCAG
Messenger RNA from Alosa alosa (allis shad), 4302 nucleotides. It is a transcript of the gene zdhhc18a, whose product is annotated as zinc finger DHHC-type palmitoyltransferase 18a. Gene Ontology annotation, cellular component: endoplasmic reticulum; Golgi apparatus. The record is from RefSeq and is a predicted model, not a curated record. The transcript has 9 exons. Gene Ontology annotation, biological process: peptidyl-L-cysteine S-palmitoylation; protein targeting to membrane. The coding region runs from base 1186 to 2604 and encodes 472 amino acids. Gene Ontology annotation, molecular function: protein-cysteine S-palmitoyltransferase activity. Lineage: Eukaryota; Metazoa; Chordata; Actinopteri; Clupeiformes; Clupeidae.